This is a messenger RNA of Equus quagga, 8182 nucleotides long. It is a transcript of the gene ZNF544, whose product is annotated as zinc finger protein 544. The transcript is spliced from 7 exons. The record is from RefSeq and is a predicted model, not a curated record. NCBI's taxonomy places the organism in Eukaryota, Metazoa, Chordata, Mammalia, Perissodactyla, Equidae. Gene Ontology annotation, molecular function: DNA-binding transcription repressor activity, RNA polymerase II-specific. Gene Ontology annotation, biological process: negative regulation of transcription by RNA polymerase II. Bases 4094 to 6493 code for a protein of 799 amino acids.
UCAGCUACAUAAUGAGAUUAUCAAACUCAGAACUAAUGUACAAUUAACUUGUAGCCAAUCAAUUUCUCAAUUAAAAGAAUUAACAUGGUAAAGAUAUAUGAAUGGCCCUUAAAGUUGGAAGAGGUCAACAUGAUUUCAUUGAUGAAGACGAAUCCAAUGCCCAAGACCAGCACUUGCCCAAAAUAACACAGCAGAGUCAAGACUAGAAACCACAUCUUCCCAUGACCAGCACUCUACCUCCCAGAUCAAGGUCUGUCACCAAAAACUAGGAACCAUUUUCUUCCCCUCGAUAUUCAAUCUCCGAAAACACAACAUUUUUUCCAAGAGACAGGGAAGACUGCGAUGGCUGUCGCCAGACAUUGGUACCUCCAUGUUGACAUAUGCACUCUGCACCAAUCAUUACUGAUCACAAACUGUGAGAUGACUUCAGGACUGUGGGUGGCAGCUAUAACAGAGAGACAAUCCUUGGUAAUGCUGGAUGACUCCAAGUUCUUUGAAAAUGCAAAGGGCAAGAUGAAGCACAAACCUGUGCAUUGUCAUAUCUUAAUGCUGAGACUGUUCAGUCUCCAGGGAAAUAUUCAACAAAUCUGAAGAUCUUAAGAACAGAGAAAUAGUGAGUGGAAUAAAAAAAUUACCAUCCCUAAACUCAAAUAGUAAAUAACACCAUAGUUGCUGGUACCUUAAACAUGAAAUGGGUUUUCCGACAGAUCGUUAAAAUGUUUCUAGUCUGCCAUUUAAAUGAAUUUUUUGGAGAAAAACAUACUGUUAAGUCUGCAAAUGGUUAAACAAAAACUGGUAGAGAAAAAAAUAUCUUUUUUCCCCCAUUAUAUAUUUUUUAUCUCAGUAGGUGUUGGUAACCUUAUGUACUGAUUUUUAAAUAGCUUUAUUGAGAUACAAUUCAUAUAUAAUUCAUGCACUUAACGUGCACAUUUCAAUAGUUUUUAAUAUACUUAGUUUUAGAACCAUGACUACAAUCAAUUUUACAACAUUUUCAUCACCCCCAAAAGAAACUGAUAUCCAUUUAGCAGUCACUCACAUUUCCCCUCAAACUCCCCCCAGACCUAGGCAACCACUAAUUUACCUUCUCUACGGAUUUCCCUAUUCUGGAAAAAAAAUCAUCAUCUUUUAGGGAGCCACUCUUAGGUAUUUAUGGGUGAAAUGACGUAUGCGGGAUUUACUUUAAAAUAAUCCAGUGGUAGCUGGGAGCAGGUGGGGAUAAGAUAAGUCUAAAGGCAGAGCGCUAACAGUAAAUAAAGCUGGAUAAUGCAUGGGGAAAGCAUGACGUUUCACCAUUCCAUUCUCUUUACUCUUGUACGUUUGAAAUUUUCUAUGACAAGAACACAAAGCGUCGUUUAUUACCUCCGAAGGAAAAGUUCCAGAGCGGAUUCAGCGACUCAAGGAGGAUCCCAACACUGACCCUGGUCCUUUCCACCUUUCAGCUCUGCCGUUCUCAGCGCCGACUUCGCCCCGCGGUGCCGGCACCGCGUACUGUUCGACACCCCACGCAGACGACGCCGUCCAGAGCCAACAAAAGGGCACACUAGCGUCCCGCGUCCACUUUGGAGAGAGGAAAACCGCAGACGCGCCAUCCCUCCUUGGCCACAAUGCCCUCGCCUGAGUCAACGCCGCUCCCUGAGCCUCUCCCUUUCAAGUCGGACUGCAGACUCCGGGAGGACUAAAACCGCGUCAGCAGGUGCGGAGCGCCCGCCCCGGGGGCGUCCGCGCCAGGCAGGCCGGCCACAGGCACGGAAGGCGACGCUGGGGCCCGAGGUGCGAGCGCGGCCAGGGCGGCUCCCCGGGAGCCCUCCGCGAACAGCCGGGAAGGCAGCGGCGGCGGGUCUCCGCCCCCGAGCCCAGGCGGCGACACUGAGCCCGCAAGCGACGGCCGAGCAGACGCAAGGCGACUCUGCGGCCCACACCCUGCGGCCCCGCCCGGCCCGCCGGCUGCCCUGUGCCUGCCGCUGUCGCACGGAGGGCAGGCCGGAGAGAGCCAACGGCGUACCCUCGGCCGCCACCGGGGAGCCUCGCUUCCAGCCGCCCGGCCUCCGUCUCUCACGCUCUCUCGGGCGCCACCAGACCUCCCUCUCCGCGGCGGCCGAGACCCAGGACGACGCCGGGCUCGGAGCGCUCACUCCCGCCGCCCCCCGCGUGCCGCACCCUCCUCCGCGGGCAGGCGUCGGAGGACCACGAGGCGGAGACGCCGGAGGCGCAGCGCCGCCCGGACGCGAACCCCGCGCUCGACGUCGGCCGCAGGCGUCCGCUCUGGCGUCGCGGCCUCAGCCCCAAACGAGGAGACCUGGGGCCACGGGGAGAGGCGCACCCAGGAGAAGAGCCGAAGGAGCGACGCUCGAGACCAGCACGCGAGCCGCCGUCUCGUGACACCCGGCCUCGGGCUGGCGGCGGCAGCAAGACACUCGACCCUCGACGCCGCUGGCGGGAGAAACCGCCGCCGGCCCGCGGUCUUCUGGGACUUGUAGUUCGUUGUGCCGAACGCGCGCACUUCCGCCGCCCACCGGAAGCGCCGCCAUUGCCCCGCGCUAAUAGUGCGCUCACGCCGCCCGCCGUGGGAGGCUCUCUGUGCGGGAGGGUAGGCGACAGCCUCCGUGCGGCUGCCCCGGGACGUGGACACGUUGUCUUCCACUGAUAUGCUGAUCUGUAAGAUUGCCCUGAGCUGAAGAAUCCUGGUGCCCCCGUGACGCAGCAUUGCCCUCAAGUUCCUGUCUGUCUGUGAAGCGGAAUCUCUCGUCCCUGGCACUUUCCACGCAGGAGGCCGGUCAUUCUCUGGUGAGGCUGUCCUGUGCGCUUCGAGAUGCUUAGUACAUCUCUCACCUCUACCCACUAGAUGGUAGCCAGUAGUUUUCCUCUCUACAUCCACCCCUUGGCAAGUUGUGACAACCAUAAAUGUCUUCAGACAUUGCCAGAUGUCCCUUGAGGGCAAAACCACCCCCAGUUGAGAGCCACUGCUCUACAGAAAUGGCCGACUUUCUUACACGUCCUGGAGACAUCUUCCUCUUGGUGGCCUUGUCCUUUCAUUGAGUCUGGCACUCACUGUGGAGGGGUCCCCGAGGAAACAAAGACAUUUUAUCAGGCAGGAUAUCCCCAAGGACUCAGAGGUGACCUCCCUGCAGCUGGUCACGGAAUAGACCUUUCCUUAGGUUGUGCAGGACGUGGAGAACUCAGGUCUGCGGAGUCAGCCCCUUGUGUGCUGGCCAUGUGGCCACCCCAUGUUGUGGAUGGAUGGAGCUUUUGCCUUUUUGGGGGGAGGUCAUUUUAUUCUUUGAGUUUAAUGCUGCGAGUCAGGUAGACGUGUGCUCACACCAACUCUAAGAGACUUGAACGUUGAACGUUUGUUCACAGACUUAUGUUCUGCCUUAAACAUUUUUUAGUGGGAUAUGAAUGGUUUUCCCCCCAAAUUCCUUAUUUGACAGCAGUUCUGAUCAUUCUGGCAUUCCAUCCGUUGCCUGUGCGUUGCUGCCGUAUCUCCUGGUCGGGUGCCAGGUCAGACACAGCCCUGCAGUGUGAAGGCAUCAUCUUCUGUGUCAGCAUGGAAAUAGCUGCUCAGCUUGCUUUCUCUUCAUUUUCUAGUUAUUCUGAGAGGAGUUGAAUGCUUGUUUUGCCUGAAGAACCGUAAGUUUGUGUGAGAAAGAGAGAUUGGGACCCACCGCCUAGAUUGUGCCCAGAAGGAGAGCGUCCUUGCAGAGUUAAGGGAGCUCUCAGACCCCAGCUGUGUGUCGAAGCAGUAGGGUUCCCAGAAGAGACUGUCUUGGAAAUAAGAGCUGGCGGGAAGCUGCCUUGGAGGGUUUCAUGGUUCCAGUAGCUGCAGGUGGUGCUGGCCCUGUGUUCCUGCUGUCAGUGUCCAGGAGCGGCCCCCCGACACACGCUCUCGGGAGCUCAGGACCUAAGAGAAAGCCCAGCACCUGGAGAACCACAAAGAGGAGAUGAUGCUGGUGGAAGAACUUACCCAAGCAUUUGAAGACAAAGGUGAGACCUGCCAGAAACAUGAGGCACGGAGAGAGCAUGAUUUCCCUGACUUGUGACUCGAUCCUUGGUUCUCCAGGAAAAUGGGUUUUAUAGAGAAAGUGAGGUGAGGAAAAUGCCAGUGUUCAAAGCUGGGAGAAUGGUGAAUGUCUGCCUCCUGGAAGUCACGAGUGACGGUCGUCGUCCCUUGGGGCCUCUAGGCCAGAUGGUAGUUCCAAGUUUCAAGAGGGUGAGAGUUCACCCACAGGCGCCAGCCCUGCCUUCUGAGGAUCUCUGCCCUCUUCACGACAACUUUUUCAGCUAUGAGGAGGAAACAGAAGCGCAUUCUCAGCCAGUCCCAUCCCAGCCCCCUGUGAGCUUCAAGGACGUGGCUGUGACCUUCACACGUGAGGAGUGGGGACAGCUGGACCCAGCCCAAAGGAUGCUGUACCGUGACGUGACUCUGGAGACCUGCAGCCACCUGUUCUCCCUGGGGCUUCUGCUUUCCAAACCGGACAUGAUCUCCUGGCUGGAGCAAGGGGAAGACCCAUGGAGGGCGAGGCAGGGACCUCCCCAAGACUGGAAGACUACACUUGAAAAGAAAGAGCCAACUUCCAAAGAGGGUACUGCUGCGGAGGAUACAUCCCACCACGUGGAAGUGAAACACUGUGUCUGGGAAGAGGGCUUCUGGUCCCUGUCAUUAGGAGAAGAGCAGGAUUGGAGGGACCAGCUAGGAGAGCACCAGGAGGACUCUUGGAGUCAAACAAGACUCACCUCAGAGAGACUGUUUGCUCAAGGGGAACAUUGUGAGCAUGACCUUUGGGGAAGUUAUCUGAGCUUAAGCCUUCUACCUUCAACAUUACCCAUAAGAACACAUUUCCAAAAGUUCAAUGCACAGGUUAAAAAGUUGAAACAGAAUUCAGUUUUCAUUAAUCAUCAGAAAGACUGGACUGACUUGAAGCCCUGUGAAAGUCAUCAAAGUGUUAGAGCCUUCUGUCAGAGCAUUUACUUGAAUAAACUUGCAAAUGGUGAAAUGGGAAAUAAAAAACCUUGUGAAUAUACUGUCAGUAGUGACUCUUUCAACUGUGAUACCUCCCUUCAUUUUCAUAAUAUAAUUUCUUCAGCAGAGAACAGCAAUGACUGUAAGGACUAUGGAGACAUCGUUAAUCAUAGCCUAUCUCUGAGUGAACACAAGCCAAUGCAUUUUGGGGAAAGUCAGUGUGAGUGUGACGAAUGCCUUGUACAAACUGAAAUAAGAGAUCCUGGAAAGGUACCAUUCAGGUAUGAGGAGGACUGUGAUGCCUUCCAUGUGGCCUCAUCUUUUACUGACUGUGACAUUCAGACCAGAAAAAAGCCAUAUGCCUGUAAUCAGUGUGGAAAAUCUUUCAGCUGUUGCUCUAAGCUUGUUGUGCACCAGAGGACACACACUGGAGAAAAGCCCUAUGAAUGUAGCCGGUGUGGGAAGUCUUUCAGCCAGAGCUAUGACCUUGUCGUACAUGAGAGAACUCACACUGGAGAGAAGCCCUAUGAAUGUAACCAGUGUGGGAAAUCCUUCACCCAGAGUUCCAAACUUAUUAGGCAUCAGCGAACUCACACUGGAGAAAAACCAUAUAAAUGUCAUGAAUGUGGGAAAUCUUUCAGGUGGAACUCUAACCUUAUUGUACAUCAAAGAAUUCAUACUGGAGAGAAGCCUUAUGGGUGUGCUCAUUGUGGAAAAUCCUUCAGCCAAAGCUCUGACUUUGUUGCACAUAAAAGGAUGCACACUGGAGAGAAGCCCUAUGAAUGUAACCAGUGUGGAAAAUCCUUCAUCCGAAGCACUCAACUUAUUAGGCAUCUGCGAAUUCACACUGGAGAGAAGCCAUAUAGAUGCAAUCAGUGUGAUAAAACCUUCACUGGGAGCUCUCACCUCAUUGAACAUCAGAGAACUCAUACUGGAGAGAAGCCUUUUGAAUGUGAUCAGUGUGGGAAAGCCUUUACUGGGAGCUCUCACCUUCUUUCACAUCAGAGAAUUCAUUCUGGAGAGAAACCAUAUGAAUGUAAUGACUGUGGGAAAGCUUUUCGGCAGCGAUCACAGCUUAUUGUGCAUCAGCGAACCCAUACUGGAGAGAGACCUUAUAAAUGCAGUCAUUGUGGAAAAGCUUUCAGCCAGAGGUCUCCCCUCAUUGUGCAUCAGAGAACACACGUUGGAGAGAAGCCCUAUCAGUGUAAGAUGUGUGUUAAAGCUUUCAGUCAGAGGUCACGCCUUAUUGAACAUCAGAGAACACAUACUGGAGAAAAGCCCUAUGAAUGUGUCAACUGUGGGAAAGCCUUCAGUGAUCGAUCAACCCUUACAAAACAUGAGAGAACACACACUGGUGAGAAACCCUAUGAGUGUAAUCAUUGUGAAAAGGCCUUUAGCCAGCGGUGUCAACUUACUAGGCAUCAGAGAAUUCAUACUGGAGAGAAACCCUAUGAAUGUAACGAAUGUGGGAAAUCUUUCAGUUAUAAUACUUCCCUUGUUCAACAUGAGAAAACUCAUGAGAGAGAAAACCUAUGAAUAAUCAAGAUGGAAAAGCUUACUGCCAGACCUACUUUACUAGACAUCAGAUGACCAAGGUAUGACUGUCAGAAUGUGGUCUAGUGACCACAUGCAUCACAAUUGCUUGGUGUGUGUGUUGAAACUGCACGUUAUCAAGCUCACCCUGAUCUACAAAAUCAGAAUCUCUAGCAUUAAGACCCAGGAGCCUGCAGUUUCCAAAAGCAGCACAAGUGAUUUGUAUGUACACUAAAAUGUGUUUACUUCUGAAUUUAGGUGAGAAGCUAUGACUGGGACCACUGAUGAAAAACUCAGUCAGAGCUCUUAACAGGACUUGGGUACAAUGCCAUUCUGAAUUCCCUACCAGAUAAUCUUUUUAGUGCAAACAACCAGCCAAACUUAAUCAGAUGUUGUCCCUGUAACACAUUCCUAGAAAUGAUGGGGGACUGGAAGAUAUUCCUGAUACAGAGUCCCAAACACUUCAUCAAAGAAGAAAUCAUUGCAUGAGGAAGUUGGUGUUGAGUGAUGAACUAGAAAACCAGCCAUUUUCAAUGUAAACCAGUAAUUAACAACACAAAUUGAAGGAAGACUAAGGAUGGGAAGUCUUCUGAAAUGGUUUUUAUUAGAAUUAAAGGUAGACUCUGAGUAUUUCAGGGACUCUGUUCUACUCUAACUCACCUUUGUUGCACAGUUAGGUUGACUGUAAUCAGAACUGGGUGCAUAGCAAUAUGAAAAAUAUCAGGUGAAAUGAAAACAGGACCCAAAAUAGUAUGUACACAAAACAUUACAACUGCAUAAAAACGUGUACAUAGAUGGUUAAGAAGGUCAAUUGAGCAGCGUGUUCAAAAAACGGCUGAAAUGUAAAUCAACAAUGGUGAACAACAUGGGAGAGACCAUUACUGCAAACUUGAGCAAGAUGAAAGCAGGUAGGAGAUGUCGCCUGAAGAUGCAGAGUGGGAAAGGCUGAAGCCAGGAGCAUGAAGAGAGGACUGCAGCUGUGGUGGUCAUGGGACCCCACAGAGCUGCCGACUGACAGGUGGAGCAGGAGAGAAGAGUUAAUUGAAGGUCUAGCCAUGAAACUCCCAAGUUUUCUCCCCCGACCUCCCCUUUUUUUCUUGUCUUGCAUUAAGUAUCUGGCUGUGGGUAAGCAAUAAGUAAAGAAGGGAAUGAGUUAUAUGCUAAAAAAUUAGUCUGGAGGAGUAGGGAAUCUGGUGUAUUAUGCUCCUGAACAAGGGCUGCCUUGUUUUGGCAUUUCAAGGAUCUUCUAGUUAUUGCCCUUUUCCCCCUAAAGCAAGGUAUGCCAUUAAACUGCCUCCCCCCAUCUAUGGAGCUUCCCAUCUGCUUUCCAAUAGCCCCUUCAGUAUGGAUGGGAGCCAAGGAGCCAGAGGCUUGAAGAAAGCCUCCAACAUGGAAGAAAAAAUACCUAAGGAAAAACAGCCCCGAAGAAAAUAACUGUUCACGGUAACCAAAUAUUUAAAAUGUUUUGUUCUAAGAGCAAGUCAAGAUAUAAUUGCAAAUAAAAGAUAAAUGUAAGAUGCUCUUUAGAAAAGAGAAUUGUGAAAACAAGAAUAGACUAUGAAAUUUCAAGUAAGAGGGCCAGCCCCGUGGCUGCGUGGUUAAGUUCACACGCUCCACAUCGGCGGCCCAGGGUUUCGCUGGUUUGGAACCUGGGCACGGACAUGGCACCACUCGUCAGGCCACACUGAGGCA